Messenger RNA from Nicrophorus vespilloides, 1440 nucleotides. It is a transcript of the gene ProRS-m, whose product is annotated as probable proline--tRNA ligase, mitochondrial. Lineage: Eukaryota; Metazoa; Arthropoda; Insecta; Coleoptera; Silphidae. The transcript is spliced from 6 exons. Bases 95 to 1435 code for a protein of 446 amino acids. Gene Ontology annotation, biological process: prolyl-tRNA aminoacylation. Gene Ontology annotation, cellular component: cytoplasm; mitochondrion. Gene Ontology annotation, molecular function: ATP binding; proline-tRNA ligase activity. The record is from RefSeq and is a predicted model, not a curated record.
UCGUAAAGUUACGUUGAAGCAAUCCCAAGCCUUAACCCCACAAAAUAUAGUUUAAAUUGAGAAAUGUUGAGUGAAAAUUGAAUGAGAUAAGAAAAUGAACAAGAUACGCAUCGUGCAUAGAUCCUCCAGAUUAUUUCAACCAUUGAAUCCCGUACAGAAAAAUAUUCAAGCUAAAAAUGUAGAUUUAACAUCCUUAAGCCAAAAGCUAAUGCUUGAUCUUGGCAUCAUAAAACAAUCGAGUCCAGGCAGUUUCCAUUAUCUGCCGUUGGCUGUUCGCUCACUAAACAAACUCACAAAGAUUGUCGAUGAGGAGAUGGCAAACAUUGAUGCACAAAAAGUGAUAUUCCCGACAUUAACUUAUUCCAAACUGUGGGAGAAAACAGGAAGGAUUAGCGAUGUUGAUUCUGAGCUGUUCAAAGUCAAGGAUAGGCAUGAUGGUAGUUACAUUUUAAGUCCAACUCACGAAGAGGCUGCUGCUGAUCUGCUAGCAACUAUAACACCAAUGUCCUAUAAGCAGUUUCCACUGAAACUGUAUCAAAUCAGCAGCAAGUUCAGGGAUGAAAUGAAACCCAGGUUUGGGUUGAUGAGGGCCAGACAGUUCAUCAUGAAAGAUCUGUACAGCUUCGAUCUUAACAUGGAAUUGGCGCGUGCCACCUACGACCAAGUCUGCGAGGCUUACGAAAGAAUCUUUAAAUUGAUUGGAAUUAAUUUCGUUAAAGUCUUGGGUACAACUGGAAAUAUGGGAGGCAGUAUUUCCAAUGAAUUCCAUUUUAUUUCGAAAAUUGGAGAGGAUAAGAUAUUGAGUUGCGGCAGUUGUGGUUACCGUGCUAACGUUGAAUUGGCCGGCGACGAAUUGCAAUGUCCGGUUUGCGGAAACAACGAUAAAGACUUAAUCAAAAAUGGAAUAGAGGUGGGACACACGUUUCUGCUGGGUGAGAAGUACUCGAAGCCUCUGAACGCAAACUUCAUGGGGAUAAAUUCGAAUGCGGUCGCGUUGCAGAUGGGCAGUUACGGGCUGGGAAUAUCGCGGAUCUUGGCCGCUGCCAUCGAAGUUGGUUCACUGGAACACGAGAUCAGGUGGCCGGAUGUUCUCGCCCCCUACAGCAUCAUCAUAAUUUCCCCGAAGGAUGGAAGCAAGGAGGAUUCUGCGGUGAAGGAUUUGCCGUUGGAAAUGUACAGGACUUUGGACGGCGUUUUCUGCGACGAGGUCCUGCUGGACGACAGGAACGCUCUGACUAUCGGGAAGAGGGUUCUGGAUGCGAAGAGAACGGGAUAUCCGUACAUCGUGGUGGUCGGCAGUAAAGCCACGGAGACGCCCGCCAGGUUGGAGGUGAUCGACGUGAAAAACGACGAGCAGCAUUAUCUGAGCAAGGACCAACUUGUCGACUUCCUUCAAGGAAAUUGCGCAAAUAAAUCGCAUAGUGUUACGAACUGAAUAUU